Poecile atricapillus (Black-capped chickadee) is the source of this 3199-nucleotide messenger RNA. It is a transcript of the gene SELPLG, whose product is annotated as selectin P ligand. The record is from RefSeq and is a predicted model, not a curated record. Gene Ontology annotation, cellular component: plasma membrane. The coding region runs from base 692 to 2434 and encodes 580 amino acids. Gene Ontology annotation, biological process: hemopoiesis; leukocyte tethering or rolling. Lineage: Eukaryota; Metazoa; Chordata; Aves; Passeriformes; Paridae. The transcript has 2 exons.
CAGGGCCCGUUCCUGAGGUCACACGUGGAAUCCUCCCUGGUGAUCCCCAGUGAUGAGCCCGAGAGCUUGGCUGGAUGUGGGAUGUGAUGGCAGAGAUGGGAUGGGGGGGUGAUGUGUUCCCAGGAGGGAACAGCCCUGCUUGGGAACUUCCCUGGAUCUGGGUGGGGAGGGGCUCAUUCUGCUCUUCCCCAGGUGAAAUUUGUUUCCAGGAAGUCUGUAAGGACACAGAGCCUGGGCUGCAGACAGCAUCACUUACCCCGCCCAGGUCUGAGCUCUCUCAGGGCUGUGGCGUUUCAGGGGAUGUUGCACAACCACCUCCGGAACACCCCGAGCCCGGCAGCACCCCAAAGCCGGACAGGGAUGCUCAAUGCUCCCUGGGCACCAUGGAUCCAUCCCAGGGAUGCUCACCCCACGGGCCUGAGCCCCACUUUUUCCCUCUUCCAGCCCUCUGGGCAGGUGUUUCGGAGCAGGGACGGGCUGGGUUUCCGAGGGCGGGGGGGUGUUGACACCCCGAGCCCGUUCCUGCGGAUGUGCCUCUUGCAGCACCUUCCUGCGGCUGCGGCUGCGCCUCCCGCCCGGGAGGCUGCGGUUGGGGCGGGGGCUUUCCUGUCGUGCCGGUGCCACGAGGCCGGGACAACACCCAGGAUAACACCCAGCAGCCCCCCCGAGAGCCCCUCCGAGCAUCCUGGGGAUGCUGCAGAGAGAAGGAGCCCGGAACAAGGGCUGUGCAAAGCAUCGAGUCAGGCCCUCUCCCUCCUCCUCCUCCUCUUCCUCCUCCUGUGCUAAGGCGUUUCCCGGUGUUGAGGUAUCUCUGGGCACCCUGGCCCCCUCCCUGGCCGUGCCCACACCGUGCCCGGGGGGUGGCAGCGCUGGCACCAGGUUCGCCGUCACUUCUGCUUUCGGGGCGACAUCAGCCCCAGAGCGCAGCUGCUCGGUGGGGCCGAGCCGGGGGGCUCCCACCAGGGCAGGAAGCCCCUCUUUGGGGCCUGCCCACACCCUGCCACCCUCUCCGGGGGGUGCCCGCAGCCCCCCAGCCCUCGGUGGCCCCGCUCUCGGCGUGACGUCCUUCUCCCCCCGCGGGCUCUGGAAACCGCAGCCGCUUUUCCGCGCUCCCUCCUUUCCCCGCCCGGCCGGAGGUGAAGGCGGAGGGCUCCCCACGACGCCCGGUGCCGGUGCCAGGGCUGCCCUCGCCGGUGAGUCCUGCACUUGGGACCCCACCGCCUCCAUCAGCACAGGUCCCAUGGCGCUGGGCCGGGCCGUGCUGCUGCUGCUGCUGCUGAGCCCCCUGUGGGCGUGCGGGGCUGAGCUGCAGGAGCCGGGGCUGCCCCGGGACGGGCAGUGGGUCUGGGGGGCGGCCGAGCCCCUGCCCCUCUCCCGUGGGAAGAGGGAUGACAGCGGGCAGGGGCUCGGUGUCACGGCGAUGCUCAGCAGUGACAGGAGCGAUGGUGUCUCUGUGCCGCCGCCAACACCCGGCACCGAGGCCGGCCUGCUCCCUGUGCCAACCUCGGCCGAGCCCUUGGAUGAUUCCCCCGAGCCUGAGCUGCUCCUGAGCUCUGCAGCACCAGAGCCCAGCACAAACGCCAGCCUGCUCCUGGUGCCCGUAGUGUCCACCACAGCCGAGCCUAUGGAUGAGACAGAUUCCCCUAAACCCGAUUUACUGGAGGACUUUUUGGAACCAACAGUGCCCAGCACCAGCCUGCUCCAGGUGCCUGUGGUGUCCACCACAGCUGAUCCCAUGGAUGAGACAGAUCCCCAUGAUCCCGACCUGCUCCUGAGCUCUGCCCCACCACCAGCACCCAGCACCAAGGCCAGCCGGGCGCCCGUGGUGCCAAGCACAGCUGAUCCCAUGGACGAGACCGAUUCCCCUGCUCCCGAUCUGCUGCCAGGCUCAGAGCCCCAAAAGAGCAUCGCCACCACCACCCGCAGCUGGCUCACAUCCCCCAUGGAGGAGGGCACAGUGACUGAUGGCAGGGACAGCCGGUCCUCCGCGGGGCCACGCUCAACAGCCCCUCCAGCCUUUGUCCUCACCACCACGGGCUACAAGAACCCCAAGAAAUACGGGGCUCCGCCUGCAGCGACCCUCCCCGCCUCUUGGGACACCACGCCGGAGGCCACCGCGGUGCCCUGGGAGCCCAGCGGGAUGAUGAUGAGCAAGUGCCUGCUGGCCAUCCUGCUGCUGGGGCUGGUGGCCGCCACCUUCCUGGUGUGCACGGGGGUGCUGGGGACGCUGCUGUGGCGGCGGGCGCGCUCGGGGCAGCGCCGGUUCAACCGCACCGAGAUGGUUUGUAUCUCCUCGCUCCUGCCCGACGCCGAGGUGGCCGCCGGCCCCCGGCCUGUCCCGGCCCGGCGGCACAAGCUGCUGCUGCCCGACGGCAGCUCCGAGCCCGAUGGAGACAACCUGACUCUCAGCAGCUUCCUGCCGGAGCACUCCUGAGCCGCGGGGGUGGCUCCUGCAUCCCGCAGCUCUGGGGACCCCCCGUUCCCCGGUGUUUUAGCUUGGACCAGUGUGACGGAGCUGCUCCCCCUCGGCCAGCUCAGCCCUCGAGGCCCAUCCCAUUAAAGAGUUACCCGGGCAUGGUGGUCUCUUCCUGGCAGGGACGGCACCCGCCAGCCCCUCCCCGUCCCUCCGCCUGCCCACAUCCUGCUGCCAAAAUUUCGCUUCUCCAUCCUCCCCAUCAAGCUCCCUGAGGGAGCAGAAACGAAACCCGCGGCCACCCCUCGGCGGGCAGGGACCAGACCCCGGGACCUCGGGGACGGGACCGCAGCCCCCGGGACCUCCUCCCUGCGUGGGCUCGGCCUCGUGGGAGCGCGGGGGGGACGGGGCGGAAGCGCCGGGGACGGGGACGGGGACAAGGACAGGACGGGUGCGCUCGUGGCACAACGUGUUCCUGCCUGCGGUCGCUGCAGCGAGGCGGGGACACCUCCGGAGCCGCCGCUGUCUGUCAGGUGCUCGGCCCGGGGGCGAGCGGUGGCCGCAGGGUCUCGGCAUCAUCCGGCAGCGCUGGCCCCGACUGGGACUGGGAGGGAUGAGGAAAGCAAAUCCAUGAAAGGCCAGAGCCUCCCAUGGAUUUCACCCGCUCAGGCAGGUGUCAGUCACCCCUCAGGCCACCGAGUGAUCCCUUCCUUGGGGGAGCCGAAAUAGCCCAGGACUGGCCCUGUCCUGCCAGGCUCAGUGUCCCCAUUUAUCCAUUUUGGUCCA